CACGCAAGGGGGACGCUGGAGCAGGUGGAGCGGGCAGGCUGCGCACUCCAAGCACCCCCAGCAGGGGGGAAGGAAGAGGGUCAGGCACGCGGAGGAUUUUAGGACAGCAGGAGGCUGCGUUCUCCUGCAGUCGCAGGCAGCCCGCAGGGAUCUGCCCGUGGGCUCUCCCUUUAUUCAAACGAGCUUUCGCAGGGCUCCUCUGUGAGCAUCAGCCUGCAGAGACAGGCAGCUUCCUUACGGGAGGGAAGCACAGGCACGUCCAGGGCCGACAGCACAGGUGUCAAGGAGAUGGAUCCCAGCCCCGGCGGGCGCAUCCCCAGCUGCACUCCAGCAGGUCUCCAGGGCUGCAGUGCCGGCAGUUGCCGGCAGCCUCAGCACGGCGGUGAGCUCACAAGGGAGCGCUGAUGUCACAGCAGCGGCUCUGAUGUCACAAGCACCCAGGUGCCCCGCAGGCUGUGAAAAGCAAGCGCACUGCCCCUGCUGCUCACUGCGCACAGCGGCGGCAGCGGCGGCAGCGAGGACCACAGACGUGGCACGCGGCGGCAGCAAGCAGCGGCAGCAGUUUGGGGGUGGUGCGAGAGCAGGAGCCAUGGCCCUGAGCCACCACCUCCUCCUCCUCCUCCUCCUCUUCGUGGCCCUCCAAGCCAGGCCUCUCCACGCUGCUCCACUGCGAGCGUGGGGAGCAGAUGGGGGUCACGCAUUGAGGCGUCCUCCAGCUGCUCGGCUGGACGCUGGUGUGGAGCCCUUGGGGCAGCCUGCAGAUGGGAACCUCAAGAGCACUUCUGCAGCUCUUCCCCAGCCUCCUGCUCCUCAGCCACGUGGGCAUCGCAGGGGGCCUCCAACGGGCAAAUACUCAGGUGAAGGAGCAAAGACAUCCUUUGUAGCCUUGAAAAACCUACAGAUAGUGCUGAAGCAACUGGAAGGAGGCCAGGAUGUGGCCAUCAGUGGGAACGCUGACACUCCUGGGCAAGAGCAAUUCAAGGUCGAUGUGCAACAUUUGCAGCACUGGGGAGCACCCUUUCUGCUCACCGUAGUAGGAUCCCCCUUUCUCCUGAUACUUGUAUUGGUAUUGUGCUGUUCUUGCCUGAAGAAAGCCAUGGGGAAAGGCUCUGCAGAUCCAGCACACCAGCUGGAGACAGGAAGCUUCCCCUCCAGCCUGGAGAAUGAGAGGAGCUGCCCUGACACAGCCAAAGUCUCAGUCUGCCCACCGGAGGCAGUAGCAGUGGAGCAUCCUCCGAGCCCACUGGAGACAGGUACCCUGGAGCAUGCAGCCAGCCCACAGGAGACAUCAACUGUGGGGCGUCCACCCAGCCCACAACCCUCCAGCACCUCUACAUCCUCUAUGUCAUCGAGAUCCAUCUUGGUGCCACCAAAUGUGCCCAUCAACACGAUUCAGACGUCCAGGUGGAAAUGGACUCUGCCCGGGAGGAGUCACCGUGCCAAGGAGCCCUUCAAAUCCUAUUUUCUGUGCUGUAAAUAAAGAAACCAAAGUGCUUUUGUCACAUGGGUUGCUGAGGUGCGUCUGGAGGAUUAGCCCAGUGUAAAAGUUUGCUCACAAUGCAGACAGGGGAGUCCUACAAAACUUCAUGGAAUAAAGGCAGAGUCCCUGGGACAGAUCCCUCUGGGGUCUCUCACACUGCUGGAAGCACAGCUUCCCUUUCGUCCUCAAUUCCCAGACACAAAUUUCCCUCUCCCUUUUUCCCCAUGGGCUGAGGUACUCAGGACUUGCAGUCUUCCCCUUACGCCUGCUACAGGUAGCCCCUUCACAUGGAACCCC
Pogoniulus pusillus (Red-fronted tinkerbird) is the source of this 1777-nucleotide messenger RNA. RefSeq lists its product as uncharacterized. Lineage: Eukaryota; Metazoa; Chordata; Aves; Piciformes; Lybiidae. Bases 425 to 1480 code for a protein of 351 amino acids. The record is from RefSeq and is a predicted model, not a curated record. The transcript has 6 exons.